Chaetomium fimeti is the source of this 819-nucleotide messenger RNA. Its product is annotated as histone H2A. NCBI's taxonomy places the organism in Eukaryota, Fungi, Ascomycota, Sordariomycetes, Sordariales, Chaetomiaceae. The coding region runs from base 242 to 649 and encodes 135 amino acids. The record is from RefSeq and is a predicted model, not a curated record. Gene Ontology annotation, biological process: heterochromatin formation. The transcript is spliced from 3 exons. Gene Ontology annotation, cellular component: chromatin; nucleosome. Gene Ontology annotation, molecular function: structural constituent of chromatin; protein heterodimerization activity; DNA binding.
CGGGACUAGCUCCAACAGCUGCGAUCAACAACCUGAGAAAGGCGCGAGUGAUCCGUGAUCUCGCACCCUGACGCGAAAACUACUUAAUUCGCACAUCCCCCACCGCAGCUCAACUUCUUCCAACCCCCAAUCCACAAACUUCAGCUCUCUCAUCAAUUACUGUAUCCACGCAUCGAGAUUUCUCUCGCUAUCAAUCACACAUCCUUCCACGCGAAUUUUUUUCACGAAACAAACCAUCAACAUGACUGGCGGCGGCAAAUCCGGUGGCAAGGCGAGCGGUUCCAAGAACGCGCAGUCUCGUUCUUCGAAGGCUGGUCUCGCGUUCCCCGUCGGCCGUGUCCACCGUCUCCUCCGGAAGGGCAACUACGCUCAGCGUGUCGGUGCCGGCGCUCCCGUCUACCUGGCCGCUGUCCUCGAGUACCUGGCCGCCGAAAUCCUGGAGCUGGCUGGCAACGCUGCUCGCGAUAACAAGAAGACCCGUAUCAUCCCUCGCCAUCUGCAACUCGCCAUCAGGAACGAUGAGGAGCUGAACAAGCUUCUCGGACACGUCACCAUCGCCCAAGGCGGUGUCCUGCCCAACAUCCACCAGAACCUCCUGCCCAAGAAGACUGGUGGCAAGGCUGGCAAGACCUUGUCUCAGGAGCUUUAAUUUUUGUGGCUGUGUUGUUUGCUUUUUUCUUUCUGGUCGGCACGCUGGGUUCAUGAUAUUGGGGUCACGGUCUCGGGUCAUCGGUUGCUUUUUCGCGUGUUUGGGCUGUACAUUAAUCCAUGAUGGGCAUGGUCAUGGUUAUGAAUGAGAAUAUCCUCUGAACAUCCAAU